This is a messenger RNA of Canis lupus familiaris (dog), 3135 nucleotides long. It is a transcript of the gene HS1BP3, whose product is annotated as HCLS1 binding protein 3. Gene Ontology annotation, molecular function: phosphatidylinositol binding. The transcript has 7 exons. The record is from RefSeq and is a predicted model, not a curated record. Bases 93 to 1250 code for a protein of 385 amino acids. NCBI's taxonomy places the organism in Eukaryota, Metazoa, Chordata, Mammalia, Carnivora, Canidae.
GAGCGCGCGGGGCGGGGACGUGGCGACGCCGGCGCCAGCGCCAGCGCCAGCGGGUCCCGUGACCGUGCGCCCCGCCCGGAGCCCCCGCGGUCAUGCAGUCCCCGGCGGUGCUCGUCACCUCCAGGCGAGUUCAGAAUGUCCACACGGGCCUCGACCUGACCGUGCCCCAGCACCAGGAGGUGCGGGGCAAGAUGAUGUCAGGCCACGUGGAGUACCAGAUCCUGGUGGUAACCCGGCUGGCGGCGUUCAAGUCGGCCAAGCACCGGCCCGAGGAUGUCGUCCAGUUCUUGGUCUCCAGAAAGUACAGUGAGAUUGAGGAGUUCUACCAGAAGCUGAGCAGUCGUCAUCCCACGGCCAGCCUUCCCCCGCUCCCCAAGAAGGUCCUGUUCGUCGGGGAGUCCGACAUCCGGGAAAGAAGAGCCGUGUUCAAUGAGAUUCUGCGCUGUGUCUCCAGGGACGCCGAGUUGGCAGGAAGCCCCGAGCUGCUAGAGUUUCUAGGCACCAGAUCUCCAGGGGCUGCGGAUCUUUCCAGCAGAGAUGUCUCCGUCCUGGAUGCACACAACCAGGCCCAGGAUGAUGCGGAGGCUUUUGACUUCUUCGAGCAGCAGGACCGAGCGGAGGGUGAGGAUCUGCCCAUCCCAGACCUGAAGGGUGAGGAUGCAGGAGAAUCUGAGGAGGAAGAGGAAGAGGCACUGGACCCUCUGGGCAUCAUGCGCUCUAAGAAGCCCAAGAAACGCCCCGAAGUGGCUGUGAAGCCCAAGCCCUCACCCCGACUCACCAUUUUUGAUGAGGAGGUGGACCCUGAUGAGGGGCUCUUUGGCCCCAGCACGAAGCUCUCCACCCAGCGCCCUGCAGAGGACGUGCCCCUGAAGGACCCCCUGAAGUUGUUUGAAGAUCCUGAUCUCGGCGGGGCCGUCCCCUUGGGUGACCCCUUACUACUGCCUGCCGCCAACAAGAGUGGAGGGCCCACGUCCCACCCGGAGCUGUUCAGAGUUGAAGAGGACUUGGACCAGAUUCUGAACCUGGGGGCUGAGCCCACACCCAAGCCCCAGCCUAAGCCCAAACCGCCAGUGGCAGCCAAGCCAGCACUACCCAGAAAGCCAGCUGUGCCCCCCAAAGCAGGCCUGCCUGAGGCUUUGGCGGGGCAGCAGAAGCAGCAGCAGCAGAUUCAAGCCAUGGACGAAAUGGACAUCCUACAGUAUAUCCGGGACCAUGAUGCACCUGGCCAGGCUGCCCCCAGCCUCUUCUGACCCUCCCACCCCUGUACUGGCCCUGGGCUAGCAGAGCCUCUCCCCCGAGGGGUGUAUGGCAAGGUGGGUACUCUGCCCUGCAGGACCAGGGCCUCAAUUCCCAAGGCAGGGGCAGGUGCCCAGGUCAGAGGACCCCCUGUACCACCUUGUUUUGUUUUUGGUUUUAUUUUUGGGCCUGCAAGGUCACAGUACCCUGCAGGGCACAGAGAGAGGUCACCGUUAGAACUGGAGUCCAAAUUGUCUCAGCCACGUGGAUGUGGAAGGGAGAGCACGUGAGGUGCCUUGCUAACCAGGAGCUCAGCCCAGCCCGCAGGAUGAAGCGAGACAGGAGGGACCCAGGGAGGCCCUACUCGGGGCAGGGAGGGUGUGUCCAUGGUGCCCACUGCACAGUAGGGAGGAUGUGCCCAACCUGGAAGGAAGGGUGGUGUCCCUGAGCAGUGUGGCUCCUGGAGACCUGUGGGCUCUGAGAGGGUCCCCAGGAACAGAUGCCGAGUGGUGCUUGGGAGAGCCUGGUCGGGUGGGGCGUCCCUGAGCUGCCUCUGGUCAUCAGGUGCUAAGCAGGAUACACUUUCCCUUGCAUCCAACCUGAGGGAGACAUGAGGCCCAGGCCUGCCUCUCUGGAGUGUGGGCGGCCUGACAAGCCCCUGGUCUUCCUCCCUCCUCCUUGCCCGGGGAAUGCCUGGCCAGACCACAGCCACCAUGGGGCUCUGGCCAAAUGGCCAGUGUCCACCACUGCAGCUCUGAGCAGAGCAGAACUCUGCUGGGCCUGCAGCUGGGGUGUCCCUCCUACCCACAGUGGGCCUGGGAUGCUCUCAGCUGCGGCUUCGAGCACUUUCUCCCGCGGUGGGCACUGCCAGGCCUUGCCAGUCUCCCAGAUCUGCACACGCUCUCCGGCCUUUCAGCAGCGGGGACCGCCUUUCUAGGGAGAAGGAGCCCUGUGCCAGAGCAGGGCCCGUGCCUUAGCCUUCCCCUGGACCCCCACGCCCCGGCACUCGGUGCUCAGGAAAUUCUCAGUGAAUGAUGUUUAAUAGAGCAAAGAAUAUCUUUUUAAAUAUACCCUUUGUGUUCAGAACUAGUUUUUAAUGAAACACAGUUUUUAAUGAACUACAACCACUGUUGUCCCUUGGCCUCUUCUUGACAAAGACAUGGGAGAGGGUCUGGAACCAGGACCCCAGACGCUUCCCUGAUGGGGCGCCCUGACCAAGCUGAUUGUUCGCCGCCAUCAGUCUCUGGCACCCCUGCUGCUGCCCUGGGCCUGGGCCUGGGCCUGUGGGGCUGUGGGAGCCCUCCCUCUGCUCUGUCCUGUGUCUCAUGCACCCUGGCGCCCCCGUCGGUCAGCUGUCUGGUCUGAGAAGGCUGCCCUCCCCCAGCCUAGGCCAGAGUGGCAGGAAAUAGGCAAUUGUGAGGUCUGAGAGCUGAAUGCCUUCUCCGCUGCCUUACCCAGGCUCCAAGGCCUCUCUCCCCAGGGCUCUGCACGGGCUCUGGGGCUCCUAGUGCCUGCCACUCCGCUUCCCUUUCACUGCCAGGCCUUCAUGCCCCGAGCCCAGGAGACCUCAGAGGCAGUCAGUGCCCAGGUGAGGGCUGCCCCCUGUUCUCCCUCCUAUGCCGGCUCCCCACCCACCACCACCUCUCGCCAACUGUGAUGGGGGCUCAGCCUGCAGGCCUGGAAGGGGUCACGGACAGAACCUGCCAUCCUGGUGGGGGUUCAUCCGCAGCAGGCUGGCCUCCCUGGAGGCCUGGCACCACCUAGACACUUGAGUGAGCAUGUGCACGUCCCCAGAUGAUGAUGCUCAAUCUGUGGUUGGUUCUCCACCACGGGUCUGUGACCUACUGGUGAAUUGAUGACGCCCAGUGAUCCAAUAAAGUUCAUUUCCGUGACUCAUUC